UCGGCUCGGUUCGGCUGCGCUCACUCCGCUCCGCCCUCAGCCUCGGCCCCGUGUGAGGCGAGGGCGCGGCGGGGCCGGUGGGAGGGGUGGGGUCGGUGCCCGUGAGGAGGUGCCUGUCCUCCGUCGGCGCCGGGGUUGCCCGGUGGGCACGGGGGCUGUUCGGAGGCCCCUCAGGCCGCCCCCGGCGCUGGGGAGGCGGCGGCAUCAUCGUCAUCAUCAUCAUCAUCAUCAUCAUCAGUCAUCGUCUCCCGUCUGGCAGCCCCGGCAUUGCCCCAGCGUGUAAUCUUUUCGUAUGACAGAACGAGACGCGGUGAAAGGGUUUUAGGAAUUAACCUUUGGCUGUCCUGCUUCCCGUAGCCUGGCAUUCCGGGAAGGAGAGGGGGAGGAUGUCGCUGAAGCCAUUCACCUAUCCAUUGCCCGAAACAAGGUUCCUUCACGCUGGCAGGGUCGUGUACAAGUUUAAAAUCCGCUAUGGCAACUUUAGCAAUGCUCCCGAUCUCAGUCUUGCUGAAAGUGCUGCCAAGGAGUCAGAGGAAGUGAUUCGAGUAAUCCUUGGAAAUCUUGAUGACUUACAUCCAUUUUCUACAGACCACUUCACUGUGUUUCCAUAUCUGAGUAAAUGGGAGAGAGUAUCGAAGAUGAAAUUCAAACAUGAGAAUGUCCAUCUUGUACCUUAUCCCUACAUUUGCACAUUGUAUCUAGAACUGAACUCAUUUCAGCAAAAUAUGUCUUGUGGUAAAGAAGUAAACAGAGGCAGUGAUGAGCUUGUCAGGAGAAGAAAUGACAUAUCAGAAAGUACUGCAGUGAAGAGGAGGAGAGUGGAAGUUGGAGCAGAGAAUUCAUGCCCACAGUUGCGUAUGGACAGAACUGGAACUGAUUAUGCUCAUCAGAUGAGUAAAGCAGAGCAUGGAUUUGAAAAGAACUCUUCCAAAGCAAAUGAGUGCAAGUUUAGCCCAGCAUCCCUUACUAAAGACUGGAAAUGUGUGGAAUCUGCCCUUGAACAAGGAACAGCAGCCAGUCAGGCUGAGGGUACAGUGCAGCUGCUGCAACAAAUGGACCAGGCAGGAAAGAAAGGAAAUGUGAAGUCGGAAGGAAGAAGUCUCUCAACGUUCUGGAGAAGCAUCAUCUUUUCGCCACUACAGCAUCUUUUUGGUGGAAAGAACUGACCUGGUAGUACUAAUUGUUGUGGAAAGGUAAAUUUGUAGCAUGAUUGUUGGGUUGUGUUGCUUCUUCUGUAAUUCAGUUUUUCACAUUGCUUGUCUCAGCUGUUAAAAUCUUUAAAUUAAAUUCUACUUCGUUUCCAUUUUCAUAGUAACAUUCUGAAGAUGCUGGGUUAGAAUGUCUUUUUCUUCACAACUUAGAGCUUUUGGAAAUAAAGUAGUUAAAAAUCUUUUGAGGGUUUGAUCCUUAAGCGUCAUAAAUUGUGAUUUUAACACUUCUGUGAGAUUCUAAUAAAGCAAGCAUCGGCUUGGAA
Molecule: messenger RNA, 1474 nt
Organism: Corapipo altera (White-ruffed manakin)
Lineage: Eukaryota; Metazoa; Chordata; Aves; Passeriformes; Pipridae
Gene: MAJIN
Product: membrane anchored junction protein
Exons: 10
Coding region: 387-1166 (259 amino acids)
Biological process (GO): meiotic attachment of telomere to nuclear envelope; homologous chromosome pairing at meiosis
Cellular component (GO): nuclear inner membrane
Molecular function (GO): DNA binding
Source: RefSeq, a predicted model, not a curated record